CGGGUACGUAUAAACUUUAUUAUAAUUUUUUAAAAGAUGUUUUAUCCCUGUAACUGAAUUCUGUCUUGUAGAACUGUCAAAAUUAGCGUAUUCAUUUUACGUUAUUAUUUUAUCUAUUUUGAAUUAUUUGCUAGAAUACCCCCCUCCUCAUCGAGUUUAAAAAUCAUUUGUAAAAUUUGUGCAUAAUAAUUUGCUUUAUUAAUUGCUUAGCAAUAAACGUCGUUUUAGCUAGCUAGCUAACGCUAGCUUCUGACUGAUAGCUAGGCCCCAGGCACCACGGACGUUCGUUUCGUUUCAAUUUGGGAACGAAUGCCCACACAACUGUGGAAUGUGGAAAGUCCCCGAAUUCACAAUUCAUAUUUUAAUAUUUUUCCUAAGCUGAAUAAGUACAUUGCCGCGCCUUGUUUGUGUUAGCUCUCUUAAUGUCAACCAUGCAGCCAACUCGUAGAAUGUGCUAGAUCAUCAACGUUCAUUCUGUAAAAGAAACGCCGUUUUACUUGUUUAAACCUUGUUUUAUUUAGUAGUAAAUUGCGUAUUUAAAUAAUAAACAACUCGCUGAGUGGGGGCUAAUUUAUAUAUAUGAUUACUGACUGCCGAUAUGAUUUUCCCCCUAAAGUUAUGUGGUGGAAAUUUACCGCCCGUCAAUUUUAAACUUAAAAAUUGAAAUCGAGCGACCUGAAGAUGUCUCCAUGUUCUUUUGUAUUCACUUCCUCAUCAGCGCAGUCAAGCCAUUGUAAAACUGCCGCUUCAUUGAUUCAGGCUGCAAUGAGUUUAAUUAAAUUCAUACCUCAUUCAGCGGUGAGACCAUGCUCGCUGCUUACUAACCGCUGUGCGGUAAGGAAACCCCCUCCAGCCUGCUGCUCAAAACGAAAGCUAAAUAACCCUGCAGAUAGGCCUGGAUCUUAUCAUUUUUUAUUGUCUUAUGGCAAUGUGGCAGUAUGGCUUACACGUUUUCAAAUGCAGCUGACAGGUGUUAAUACAAAAAGUGUCUUGGUAUCUUGAGGUCGUUCUGAGUAUCUUAAAUCAAGCCUAACUUAUAAAUACAGUGUUUGGUUUGUUAAUGACCAUGAUUUAUUCACACUCAGUGGUUUCAUAAUAAAAUGUGUUAAUUAUUUAUUUAGCCAAUUUGAUGAAAAUUAAUAUAUAUAUUCAUGAAAAGAAGUUAAGUCUCAAAUGACAUGAUGUAGAACCACUGAGGGUGAAUUGUACGUAAAUCUGAACAUUUUUGAAAUAUUCCAGUUUAUGUCAUAACAUUCUUCUAAAUUCAAAGUUGCCGUUUCAAUUGUAGUCAUACAUAUUCUUCAUGCUUUUUCUUCCAUUAAGGUUAAGGUUGGACGAAGAAAAUGCAGAAGUCGUCUCAUGUCCACUUUAUUUUCAAAAAUGUGAAGCUCAGAUGUGUGGCGCUGAAUUGUUGAAUGCAUGCUAAAACAUGAGGAGGGAAGAAGUAUGGGCAAUGUGUGUGGAGGGGAGAACAGAAGAUGAGUCUCGCUCCGCAUCCAGGAGCUUGAGUCCGCGGGGUUCUGGGAAGUCGGCAAGCCGCUCCCCGGCUCGCUCACCUGCCCGUUCUAAAGAUGGCUCCCGCCACUCUCGCUCCAAGUCUUGGUCUCGGUCUCGGUCCCGAUCCAGAUCAAAAUCUAGUUCUCAUUCCCACCGUAGCUCACGCAAGCACCAUAGCCGUUCUCGGUCUCGCUCGAGGUCCCAUCGGCGCAGAUCUCGCAGUAGGUCCUACAGUGGUGAACGUCGGCGAAGGAGCCAUAGUCGCUCACCCAUGUCUAACCGGCGCAGACACCUCGGCAAUCGGGCAAAUCCUGACCCAAAUGCCUGCCUGGGAGUUUUUGGCCUGAGCUUGUACACCACGGAGAGGGAUCUGAGAGAUGUCUUCUCUAAAUACGGCCCUCUGGCAGAUGUCUCUAUAGUGUAUGACCAGCAGUCAAGGCGCUCCAGGGGUUUUGCAUUUGUUUACUUUGAAAACACCGGGGAUGCUAAAGAGGCAAAGGAGAAAGCCAACGGCAUGGAGCUGGAUGGUCGUAGGAUCAGGGUAGAUUUCUCCAUCACCAAAAGACCACACACUCCAACGCCUGGAAUCUAUAUGGGAAGACCCACAUAUGGAGGAGGUGGAGGUGGUGGUCCUGGUGGUCCUCGGCGGUACUCGCGAGACUAUGACCGUGGAUAUGAUCGUGGCUAUGACCGAGGCUGUGAUCGCUAUGACGACAGAGAUGGCUACAGAUCUUACAGACGACGAUCUCCAUCACCAUACUACAAAGGAGCCUACAGGUCUAGAUCAAGGUCGCGGUCCUAUUCUCCCCGUCGAUACUAAUCCUUUCUGGGA
This is a messenger RNA of Oryzias melastigma (Indian medaka), 2329 nucleotides long. RefSeq names its product transformer 2 beta homolog (gene tra2b). Gene Ontology annotation, molecular function: RNA binding. The record is from RefSeq and is a predicted model, not a curated record. Lineage: Eukaryota; Metazoa; Chordata; Actinopteri; Beloniformes; Adrianichthyidae. Gene Ontology annotation, cellular component: spliceosomal complex. Gene Ontology annotation, biological process: positive regulation of mRNA splicing, via spliceosome.